Molecule: messenger RNA, 2202 nt
Organism: Exophiala aquamarina CBS 119918
Lineage: Eukaryota; Fungi; Ascomycota; Eurotiomycetes; Chaetothyriales; Herpotrichiellaceae
Exons: 5
Coding region: 1-2202 (733 amino acids)
Biological process (GO): DNA-templated transcription; positive regulation of transcription from RNA polymerase II promoter by galactose
Cellular component (GO): nucleus
Molecular function (GO): DNA-binding transcription factor activity, RNA polymerase II-specific; zinc ion binding; RNA polymerase II cis-regulatory region sequence-specific DNA binding
Source: RefSeq, a predicted model, not a curated record
AUGCCUCGACCAAAGGUCCGCCCUGAGGACAGGCAACGGGCAGCCAAAGCCUGCCUGCCUUGCAAAUUCUCCAAGAAGAGAUGCGAUGCUCAAUUACCUUGUGCCCAUUGCACCAGGCGCAACAAUGCUUCGGCCUGUACAUAUGAGGACACUGUCUACACUAACCGCACCCCUCGACGCCGUGCUUCAAACAGUAUUCAUCGACAAUCGGUCACCUCGACUGCUCCACCAUCCAGUCAUUCUCACUCGAGUCAGCCAGAAGUCGACCAUACCCAGAACUACAACCACAAUCACGCCCAGAAUCAGAAUCAGAAUCAGAAUCAGAAUCAGACUCCUCAAUAUGAUAUCCCAGAUAGCUUUGCCGACCAGGGUCCAAGUGGUUUACUUGAAACUACUAGCUUCCCCCAACGAAUCACUAGAGACCGACUGCUAUUGAGCUCCAAAGGAGAGCAAGUGUAUAUCGGCAAGACUGCUUCACUUUCUUUCUUGCAGUUUCUGCGUCAUACCAUCAGACAACAGAUGGGCCCGUCUGUCUUCACCGAAAAUGCUCGCAGACAUCUCAUGCUUGAGAUCAAUAGCCCUGAGGAUGGCUCGAGUACUUUCAACGAAACCGAUGCUUGCAAGCGGGCCUUGGUGGAGACCUACUUUGCUGCUACCAGUGGCCUCCUCGACCUUUACUCACGAGAAGAGACUGGAACGUAUCUCUCGACAAUCAGCACGCCCAAUGACCACAGCCAGGGAUUUGCUGUCAUUGCUUUCGAUCUAAUCGUCGCCAUUGGUGGCCAGUGUCGCGCUGCAAGUCCUACCGACCUCAGAUAUGCUGUGAGAUGCUUCACUAGGGCGCAGAAAGCUGCCCUUGCAGGAAUGCUCGAAGAUCCUUGUCUCGAUAUGGUGCGCUGCUUUCUCCUUAUGGCCUUCUAUAUGCUAGGCGCUUGCCGUAGGAACGCUGCCUUUAUGUACCUUGGAGUAGCCUCGAAGGCAGCUUCAGCACUAGGUCUCCAUGUCACCGACCAGUAUCGUCAUUUCCCAACCCAGGUACAGAGUAUCAGGUUACGCACAUUAAAAAGCCUUCGUAUUCUCGACGUCCUGGUCAGUUCGAUUCUCGGAAGACCUUUGUCGACACCGGUGAUGCGAAUCGACAACACCUCGUUCAGUAACCUCCAUACUCACAUGGGUACUCCACGGGACAUGGCGCUCAACGCCAGCUUCGGAGCUUGCUCCCUCAUCGCGGAGAUCAUGCAAAACCUCGAGGCCGACAACACCGUGGAUCUACCAUUCGCGGACCAGACUCUAAAACGGUUGAGAGACUGGAGUUCCAGUCUUCCCAACAAUAUCAAACGAUUCACCAAGGAAUCCGCAACUCCAUUGACGGUUUUAGACCAAGAGCGAGUCAUCGGCAAUAUCCAUGUUGCUUGUGUCUACUACUUCGCCGUCAUGCUCGUUACUCGCCCUUUCCUGAUCUCUCAUCUGAUGGCGAACCUUCCUGGCAGUGCUGCCGAGAUUCCAGAUACGCCCACGACGGCCAGAGAGCAGGCCGAGAUCGUCAACAUGGCGGAGGCAUGUCUAGAUUCAGCGGUGUACAUGGCGCAGAUUUGCCACGAAGCACUUCAAUCCGGACUCUUCCUAAACGCCAUGCCUCUUAUGAAAGCAUGGAUGUUCGCGGCCGGCCUCGUGAUCGGCUUCUCCAUGUUCGCGCAAGCGGAGCCGAAAUUUGAAAUGGACGAGUCCUUCAACGGCGCCCGCGAAGUCUUGAAGAAACUCUCCGACCACAGCCCACAAGCAGAACAUUACCACGAGAUCCUCACGGGGUUCGCCGACGCCAUCCAACGCCACCGGCAACACCUCGCGCGCGAGAAGCGCAGGUCUCAAAACAAAUACGUCAAUCAGAUCCUGAAGCUCGACAUGAACAUGAACUCCAACGGUGGCGGCGGCAGCUCGGGUCCGCACCAGUCGACGUUCUCGCCGCAGGCGCUGUCCAGGGAACUGGCAGAUGCGGCGUCCAGUACGCUCGCGGCGGAAGACGUCGGACCGCUGGGCGACAGUGAUUCUCCUCCUCAGCCGUUCCAGCUGUUUGACGCGUCGCAGCUCCCCGUCGAUGGCGGCGGCGGCUUUGAUUUCGGCAUGUUCGGCUGGGACAAUUUCGCCAUGCAGAUCUCGGAGAACUUUGCUUUUGACAACGACACGCUUUGGGAUCUCGGUUGA